UCCGGGCAUCUGUGCCAUAAUCCAGCAAAAAAUCUAUUUAUAUCCGCUGUUAGAUCUGUCGGCGUCUGGGGUUAGGCUUUUUUUUUCAAGGCACCACUGUACGUUGAUUACGAUUACAAAAGAAACUUUUCGCCAUGCUGUCGCGGUCAGGAAGAGCCGAAACUCGCAGCCGGGCCAAAGAGGACAUCAAAAGAGUGAUAAAUGCGAUCGAUCGAGUACGGAAAUGGGAAAAGAAAUGGGUUACUAUAGGAGACACAUCUGUGACUGUUUUGAAGUGGGUUCCCAUCACAGCACAAGAGAACCCAGGAGCACUGAGGAAAAUUCCUGGUGUAAAGACAAAAACAUAUUCAAAAGCAAGGGUUGAAAGAGAGCGAGAAAUUUAUACAGGUUCAGAUCUAGGUAGAAACAAGUGCUUAAAAAAUCUGGAAACUUCAGGCUUGGCUGAGGCAGAUGCUCACCUGCGCUCCAUGUCCCCAUCCAACAGUAACACCAACAUUUCCACUGCUAGCAGCCCUUCAUCCAAGAACCACCACCACAACAAUCAUCAUGUAUCAGGCCAUAAAAGAAAUCACAAAGGGGUUGUCACCAACAGUCAAGGCAACGUUGUCUACACAGAGGAGUCAACACAACAGUCUAUAGGCUCAUUUGGCUCUGAGAAUUUGAAUGAUGAUUCUAACAUGUCCUUCCCAGAAAAUAGUGAACACAGUGAGCAUAAUGACAAUACUGAGUAUUCUCAUGACAGCAAUGAUGCUGAUCCACAGAUGAGAGUUGCUCUUAGUAUGGUUCGAGAAGAGGAGGAAGCUGCUCGAGCUAAAAAAUGUGCUAAAGCUGAAGACAAUAGUGAUUCCACAAGCCCACCGGAACUAGAGAGGGAAUCUUCAUCAGAUGAGCCUCUCUCCAAAAAGCCCAAAUCUUCAUAAUUUUAUUUAAUAGUUUCAUUCCUGUUUAAACUCUAUCAAGACAUUUCACAAGUUGAUUUUUUAAUUGUAUUAGUUAUCAAAUUGUUUUCCUGCUAUUUUGUUGGUUUGAUUUUUAUAACAAUUUAAAUUACUUAAAUUAUAGUGGUGAUAUUAAAUGUUAUCAAUAUUUAAUUAUUUGGAUGAUAAUACUCAACAUAGUUCAUAAUAAUUACAAAUAAUUGCAAAUGCUAGUUCUGCUAUGUUAAAAAGCUUAAUUAAACGAGAUCUUUAGUUAAUUAAAGUUCGCUUACAUAUUUUUAUCACUUUUGGAAAGUACUAUUACUUUCAUACUAUAUUAUCAAUAAACUGCUUUUGUGAGCAAAUUAUUUUAAUGAUAGAUAUGUAUCUCUUAAAAUGUUUUUUUUUACCAUGGCUAAGAUGAGCCAUCACUGUGCAUAUUAUAUAUGCCUGGUUGUGUUAAUUUGUGCAUACUGUACAGAGGAGAGAAAAAUAGUUUAAAACAUUUUUUUAUUUGUUAUGGAAAUUUAUACAUUGUGUUUUCAGUAUGUUAGGUUUUUAGUUAGUGUCACAAAAAUUGUUUUCAAGCAAUAUGCUAGUUGCGUUAAAAGUUUUACAAUACAAAUGUGCAUCAACUGUUUUCUGACAUCUCUUAAAAUACAUGUUUGUAGCUUCCUGUACUGAUGUAUAUUUUAUUAUUUCCUUGAAAAAUUCACAUUUUACCCUGUGUGAAAUCCUCAAUGAAGAAGCUUUUUGAAAAACUGGUGUUGUACAUUGUGUAUCUUGCGUUAUCCAGUGUACAGUCAUAUGCCUCUGAUUUGAUUUUAAAUAUUUUUGUGGCUUAAGGUAGUAUUCCAUUACAAAAAUAACAUUUUGGUCUUUUUAUGAGAUUGAUUUCUGUUCAUUUUUCUUUAUAGUAAUACUAAAAGAAAAACAGGUCUCCUGUUUUGUUACAGUCAAAUAGGGUUGAUCUGUAAAGGGUUCAGUAUCCAGUGUAACCUAAUGUCCAAUACCAAACUUAUUGACCCCUUACUGUUUGUGUUGUGCUUACUGAAUAGGGCAGCUGCACUUUCCUUUGUAAUGGAUUACAGUGCAGCGCUAUUGGGAGCCUCAUGAAGUCAGUCAAUGCAUCACUAUUCUUAAGGCAAAUUUUUACCCCAUUAGCAGUGCAGCAGUAUUUUUUAUAAAAAGAUGACAAGCUUGUCUCUAUCUUGGACCAAAUGGCGUGUGGUUUGUUGCAUUUAUUUUUUUUUUUUUUUUUAAAUGUAUGAAAAUAAGAGAGCAAGCUAGACACAUUGUCAUCCUUAUGUGCCUAUGUUAGCUGUGAUGUAGUGCAGAUCAGUUUAUGAUGUGUACAAGUAGGUGGGAACAUUACAUCCAUUUGAAUGUUAUUGCUUGAUGAAUAAAAGAUUUGUUAAGUAA
This is a messenger RNA of Physella acuta, 2339 nucleotides long. RefSeq names its product BCL7-like protein. The record is from RefSeq and is a predicted model, not a curated record. NCBI's taxonomy places the organism in Eukaryota, Metazoa, Mollusca, Gastropoda, Physidae.